GGUGUGGAAAGGCCUACAAUCGAUUCUGUGAUUUGACGACUCUGCGGACGUUGGAUAAGCAAUUUUUCGAUUGGUUCCGUAGGCCUACAUUGGAUUCUAAAGGCUUUGUCUUGCAGGCAGGGAUGCCGACACACUUUCGCAAACAGUUGAGGAUUUUGUGAGCGUGAGCAUUCUGCGAACUAAAUUCAGUUGUUCCUGUAUUCUGAUUCAACGUACUGGUCAAGAGCUGAGUGACUUCCUCCUCUCUCAUCUCAUUGGCUUACCUUAGCAAGGCUAACGUUCCUGUUGCAAGACAUCAGCAGCGUAUUGACAAACAACAUGUGCUCGGCGUCGGAAAUUGUCAAAGAGGUGCAUCUGCUGACGUCAUAUCCCCUGCGGGCUUUUUAAUAUUGCGCCACCAUGUAACUUAUCUUUCUCGACGGAAGAACGGUACCCUUGUGUCAUUCGUCACCAUGGGAACAGUAAGUGGAUUGAUAAAAAAGCCUGAGCAGCAGGCGUGACGGCUGGAGUUGCUUCAGAACACGGCGUUGAGCUGGCCAGAACAAUGAAAACUAAUCUCACUUGAGGUUGCACCACCGGCGCCUUGAAAGGAGACUACAGGGGAAAUGUGACUGCUGUUGAGAAGUCCCCGCAAAGACAGCAGUAAGAGCGUGCUCCAAGAAACGUUUCAAGUGGAGAUGAUGCAACUUGCCAGGCACUCAUUUCACUCAAAUGUGUUUGAACAAGCCACGUUAAAGCCACGCGGCGUGUUAAGUAAAGGGUUUUGUUAAUAAGCGGGCAUUUCACAUUAAAAAGGUUCCGUCAGUGAGAGAUGUUUAUAAACCCAAUGUAACAGUUAAAAUUAAUGGACAAAUACUGAACAUUUGGAGUAGGAGCUCUAUUCCCUCAUUCCCCGAUAACGCUGAUUACGGUUCACAUUAUGGCAGCUGAAGAAAAUCUUCUUCCUGCCCUGUUGGGUUUGGCUUUCGAUCAGAUCGCCAGGACAAACUCCACCCAGGCUCUCUACCUGCCGUUGGGUAACGACACGGGCUUGCUGCCGGCGAACGGCACCGGGUUUCCCCCAUCGAGCGAGCCAUCCAGAGAGCCCGAGGAGGAUUUCUGCGACCUACAGUACGGGGUCCAGGACCAGACGGCACAGUCCCUCAUCACCGCCGUCUACUCUCUCACCAUCCUCCUUGCUGUGGUCGGCAACGUCAUCGUGAUCGCCGUGCUGGGUUUCGCUGCCCGGGCCAAGACGGACCUCAACCAUUUCCUGGUCAAUUUGGCCGUGGCGGAUCUCCUUUCGGCCGUUUUCUGUAUGCCCUUUACCUUCGUCUACAUCAUGAAGGAGGACUGGUAUUUCGGCUCACUGGGGUGCCCCCUUAUAUUUUUCAUUCAGCAGGUGGUCAUCUGCGUGAGUGUGUUCACCCUAACCGCCGUCAGCAUAGACCGCUACUUCGCCGUGGUGCGGCCCCUCAAGGCGCGCAUCGCCCGCUCCAACGCCAAGACGGUCCUGGUCAUUUCGGGCAUCUGGGUGGCCUCGUGCAUGAUGGGGCUGGUCCAACUCCUCCUGGCCCGCACCCAGGAGUACCACUGGUGCUACGGCGAGCGCCACCUGGCGGUCUGCACAGAGCACUGGCCCGACGAGAACCUGGAGUUCGGCUACGAGAUCUUUAACAUGGGCGCCACCUACUUCGCCCCCUUGAUCAUCUUCUGCUUCACGUACAGCGUGGUCGGGCGCAAGCUGUGGGGCCGCAACCUCCCCGGUAACGCUGACCACAUGAGAGACGCCUGCCACAGGAAGGCCAAGCGAAAGGUGAUCAAGAUGUUGAUGAUGAUCGUAUUUCUCUUCAUCGGCUCCUGGCUUCCACUCUACAUCUACCAUCUGAUUGUCAUCACCAACAACGCUGUGGUCAGCGAUUACCCGAACUUCUUCUUCGUCUACUUCUUCACCGGCCACUGGCUCGCCAUGGCCAACAGCUUCAUGAACCCCAUCGUCUUCGGCUUCCUGAACGACAGUUUCCGGGCUGACGUGCGGCGAUUGCUGCAGCGAUGCGGGCCGUGCACAGAGAAGCUUAACCAGCGCCGACGCCUCCGAAGCCGCAUGAGUACCACGUCCAGCCUCACCACACGAACUUCCAGCUUGUUCAACCACCAGCGGUCUGGUAAAAAUGGCGGCCCGCCCAUGCCAACUAGUUUGGGCCCACCUGACCAACAAGCCCUGGAGAGAAUUGGCAACGGUCAGAAAUGGAACGAAAGGACCUACACACCGAACGGAAGGGGUCAACUUCUGGUAGAAGACUAGGCCUACUCCCCCUAAGCUGAAAGAGGGCCUUUCGAGCUACCACCAAAACGGUGACAGGUUGUAAUGCGAAAUAUUAACAAACUGCACCACAGUAAAUCACGGUUUCCUUUUGGAGACCACUUGCGUGAUAAAGUCAUGUACGAUGUGUUUCCGCUAUCCACAUCAGCAUCUACGAAAGCAGGUCUGCUCUCCGCCUGCCGACCACCAAUACUUGUGAUGAUCACCCCCAAAAUGGCUGUCUAGUGUGCAGUGUCUGCAGUUAGUACAGUGUAGUGUACUCCUAAAAUCCCGCGGUUGAAAAAGUUGAGUACUGAUAUCUUUGAUAACCCAAAUUUUUGCCUGAAACGAGAAAUAAUCUAAAACCACUGGGACAUAAUUUAACUCGUCGACUGGCUUAUCAGACUUAUGAUACAACCUGAACACGGGUGCCCAGCCAGUCGUGCUGAGUCACGCAUGUCCUUGGGCAAAGCAAUUUACCACUCAGUAAUUAAUUACUCUACGAAGACCGAGGUUUGUUAUUUAUACAGAAUUUGCAUGGCUGCCAUCUUGCAGGCCAGUGCUUUUGUUCCAUAGGGUCUGCACAAAGGAGGAACAAAAGAACUGCCGUGUAAAAUGGCUACCACGAAAAGCCUCCACAGUUAGCUGUUUGCAUGUUAUAAACACAGUGAGGGCUGGAGUGGGCAGUUGGGAAGCCUCUGAUAGUAUUUCUCGAAUUGAGCGGUUUAUAAACAGGGGUAAGGUGAAACCAGCCUCUCGACAUGCUGGCUUCGCGCCGCAAACUAGAAACGAACACAUUGCGUGAUCGCACACUCAAUCUAAAAAUUCCCAAUCUAAAAAAUAACCCAGCAACAGCCUAAUUAUCGCCAUGAAAUGUUACCAGUAUACUUAAAUGAUGUCUUCACUCUUUGUUUCCUGGAAGUUGUAUUUUUGUGUUUCUGGAAAAGGAGGGUGAAACGGCAGGCCAGAAGUUCACGAUUGCGAACUGAAUUUGUACCAGCAUCGUUGCCGAUGCUAAAGGUAAUUCUGCCCUCCCCCACCAAAUAUCCACCUCCAGGCACAUCUAACCGUCCACACUGUCGCCCAAGGGAGCUAAGAUGGUUUCAGAAAUGUUCCGAUGGCGUGAGCCCGAUAAACAAGGACACUGAUUAAUAUCAGUAUCUUUGAAUGACAAAUACUGUUAAUAGACUGCGAGCGUAAUGCUUUGCGGAUACUGUUUAUUACAACGCGAAAAAAGUUUAUCCACGCUAUUUGUUGUUAUCAAAACCUGCCAAGUGCUUUAUUGGCUUUCAAACUAUAGCAACAGAACCGACCACGAUCCUUGCAAAAUGCUGCCAUUUUUACGAAAUAAAUCACUGCAUAAUCGAUUAUUGUCUGAGAGAAUUAAGGCCUUCCUUUAGGAAAUUUAAGCCACUGGUAUGUCGAAUAUUACACUAAUAUCUGACGCUUAACAAUGUCUGUUGUUUUAAAUUUUACGAUUCACUUUGUAAAUAAGCGUAGGUUAUGUUUGUGUAUUCCGUUUUAUGUACAUUUAACUUACUUUACGUACGACAUGUACAAAGUUAUACGCUUGAAGUGAUUCGGUUUGAGUUGAUUUGACUCGUACAUACUUAUGAUGUGAACUAUUUUGGCACAAAAUCAAAAUAAAUACCUGCAAAGUGAUUUAAUAAAAUCAUAUAGGAAACUGCGUUCAUUGUCCUCUACGCAUACAGAAGAGCGUGCACCAAUUUUGUUUAUGGGUUGAACAUUCACGAAACAUCGUUUUAGCUGCUCAAUCAAGUAGGAUCACAGUUUACUUUGAAAACUUCACUCUCCAAGCAUACCCGUCUGUCUCCCGUGCUGUUUCGCUCAUCGGUUGAAAACAGCCAUGUUGGUCGGGAGUGCUCAUUUUGUUGGUAGCAAUGCGACCGUGUCGCAAGCAUUUUAUAGUCGUUUGUGAACCAGAGGUGCAUGGAAAAUUGCACCCUCUCUUGGUCCAUCUCUGGGCUAAUAGGCCUAGAUUAGUAGUUCUGCCCACACGUGGACUUCCGAGUAGCCAGAUGUUCACAAUGACACUGCUGUACGUUUCUCAACUUCUCAGUUAAGGCCUGCAGUAGUGUCAACUGUCUUAAAAUGUGGAAUUCAACGUUGAAAUUUGAUAAUACAGUAUUCCAAAUGUCAGUUCUGACACCUUUUAAAAUCAGUUGUACAUUUUGGAUCAUUUCCAUAUAAGUGCAUGGGAUGUACAUGUAUGGGCUGAUCCAUUUUUACUGAAUAUGGGGAAUGUGGAAUGGAUUACGGUAAAAUGAACGUUACUUUGAAAAUAUACACUCAUUAAAACCAUACGUGUGUAUAGUGAAUCGUAUACGUUUGAUCUGCAUGUACAUUCCUUUCCAUUCAAAGUUACAUAAUAGACGACUUGAGUGUCUAUAACGCUGGUGAAAUAUUUAUUUACUCUAAAUUUGUUGCGAUUAUGUAACCAGUUCAUAUUUUGUGAAAACUGUGCAUCGGAAAAGUUAUCUUUUUUACUGUCGAGUUCUUUCUGCUUAAUUUGUCAGAGGUUAACAGAGGCAAUUGUCCUGUAUGAAGUGGUGGCGGGUUCGUCUGUAUUAAAACCAAGAUAAUACCUGAAA
Messenger RNA from Acanthaster planci (crown-of-thorns starfish), 4893 nucleotides. RefSeq names its product prolactin-releasing peptide receptor-like. Gene Ontology annotation, molecular function: neuropeptide Y receptor activity. Gene Ontology annotation, cellular component: plasma membrane. NCBI's taxonomy places the organism in Eukaryota, Metazoa, Echinodermata, Asteroidea, Valvatida, Acanthasteridae. The record is from RefSeq and is a predicted model, not a curated record. Gene Ontology annotation, biological process: G protein-coupled receptor signaling pathway.